This is a messenger RNA of Glycine soja, 2558 nucleotides long. Its product is annotated as LEAF RUST 10 DISEASE-RESISTANCE LOCUS RECEPTOR-LIKE PROTEIN KINASE-like 2.1. Bases 69 to 1949 code for a protein of 626 amino acids. The transcript is spliced from 3 exons. Gene Ontology annotation, molecular function: ATP binding; polysaccharide binding; protein kinase activity. Gene Ontology annotation, biological process: protein phosphorylation. Lineage: Eukaryota; Viridiplantae; Streptophyta; Magnoliopsida; Fabales; Fabaceae. The record is from RefSeq and is a predicted model, not a curated record.
AUUUCAUCACCUCACUCAUAAUCAACACCCUUGGUACUAUUAGCUUUGCGUAUCUGAGUAACUAAGCCAUGUCAAAACCCUUUUGCACCCUCUUUGCACUGUCCAUCAUCCUUGUGACAUGUCAUGCUCAAACCCUCAAUACAUCAACAACAUGUGAACCUUCUAAAUGUGGUAACCUCAACAUCAGCUACCCUUUUUGGAAGAAAUCCAACACCAACGUUCAAGAAUUUUGCGGUUACCCUGAAUUUGGCCUUGAAUGUUUGGAUGACCAAGCCAUCUUGAUUUUGCCAACUAACAGAUACCAAGUCACGGAUAUAAACUAUGAUAAUCAUUCAAUCACACUUAUUGACAUAGAUGUGUUGGGACAACCAUGUCCAAGGGCUCGACACAAUGUUUCCCUACACAAUCUCCCUUUAUCUUUCAGCUCAUUAGAUUUUAACCUCAGUUUCUAUUUCAACUGCAGUUCUUACCCUUCAUCUAUUCAGCACAUAGGGUGCAUGAAACAUGAUAAGUAUCAGUCUUACGUGUUUAAGACCGGGGAUGAAGCUGAAAGUAAUGGCUAUGAUUGGCUUAGACGCUGUGAGGAGCAUGUUGUGGUGACAGUGAAGAAGGAUGAGAUUGAAAUUAGUGGUUUGAUCACUGGUUUUGGUGAUGCUAUGCAGAAAGGAUUCGUGCUUGAUUGGAUGAGAGCUCAGGAUUGUGCAGUGUGCGAGGAGUCUAAUGGCUAUUGCAGAUUCGACCAAGCCACUAAGCAAUCGAGGUGUUUAUGCUCAGAAGGCAGAACUGAAGCCAAAAGUUGCAAAAAAGGAAAAAUUAAUUGGAAGGUGAAACUCCUUAUAGCUAUCACAACUGGAGUAAUGGGAGGAUUCAUGAUAUGCAUCAUAAUUUGCUGUACUAAAUGUAUGUCAUCAACAAAAGUAAAACUUUGGUUUACGUUAAAGAAUGACCAACGUAUAGAAUCGUUCUUAAAACAUCAUGGAGCACUAGCACAGAAGAGAUAUAAAUUUUCCGAAGUUAAGAAAAUGACCAACUCCUUCAAAGUUAAACUGGGUGAAGGUGGUUUUGGUGCUGUAUACAAAGGAGAGCUACUCAGUGGUUGCCCUGUGGCUGUAAAGAUAUUGAAUGCAUCCAAAGGAAAUGGCGAAGAGUUCAUCAAUGAGGUUGCUAGCAUCAGUAGAACUUCUCAUGUUAAUAUUGUCACACUUCUUGGAUUCAGUUUGGAAGGACGCAAAAAAGCUCUCAUUUAUGAGUUUAUGCCCAAUGGUUCCCUUGACAAGUUUAUUUACAAUAAGGGUCUGGAAACCACUGCAUCCUUGAGUUGGGAUAAUUUGUGGCAAAUUGCAAUAGGUAUAGCCCGAGGACUAGAGUACUUGCAUAGUGGUUGCAACACUCGAAUUUUACAUUUUGACAUAAAACCACAUAACAUUCUUUUGGAUGAGAAUCUAUGUCCCAAGAUAUCAGAUUUCGGGCUUGCAAAGCUUUUUCCCAGGAAAGAUAGCAUUGUUUCCCUGUCAUAUGCUAGGGGAACAAUAGGAUAUGUAGCUCCAGAAGUGUGCAACAAACACUUCGGUGGAAUUUCACACAAAUCUGAUGUCUACAGCUAUGGAAUGAUGCUGCUAGAAAUGGUGGGAGUGAAGAAGAAUAUUAAUGCAGAAACCAGUCAAACAAGUGAGUACUUCCCAGAUUGGAUAUACAAAAGGCUAGAGCAGGGCAGAGAUUUGACAACUGAUGGGGUGAUAGCCACACAAGAAACAGAGAUAGCAAGGAAAAUGACUAUAGUGGGUUUAUGGUGUGUUCAAACAAUUCCACAAGAUAGACCAACAAUGAGCAAAGUAAUAGAGAUGCUAGAAGGCAACAUGAAUUCCCUUGAAAUGCCCCCAAAAUCUGUUCUUUCUUCUCCAGCUAGAUCGGUUCCAGAAUUUACCACUAGUUCAUUGCAAUCUGGGUAGAUCUUUCAAAUUAUUUUGUAAAACAGAUCACUCAACAUGACUAUGUUGUACUUUUAAUUCAUUUUGAAACAAAGUGGAUGUCAAGCAAACGCAAACAAAUUGAAUUCAAAUGCUAGACCAAACUGUGUGCUAUGCUUAGUGCUAUGUAAGAGUCAGGGCCAAAUAUUAUUGUUGCUGUAGGUGAGAUCAAAGUUGUUGACUCUGAUGAAAUCUGUUACAAAGGAUGGACAAGUGGCAGCAAAUGUGUCUUCCUCUUUCUUGAUAGUCUCUCGUCUUGAAGUUCUUUUCUUUUUCUUAUAAUAAUUGUAUUUUUAGUACCUUUUAGAGUUAUUAGCUGUCUUCCGGGUAACAAUAUACUGUGACUUCCAGAAUUUACAAGUUCUUAGCUAUCUUCCCGGUAGAUCUUGAGAAGUGGCAAAACCUGUUCUUUCUUUUCCCACUAGAUCGAUGCCAGAAUUUACCACUAGUUCUUUGCUAUCUUUCGGGUAGAUCUUGCAAGUUAUUUUGUAAAAUAGAUCACUCAGACAUAAUUAUGCUAUAAUCUAUUUAUCUAUUUGUAAUAUAUAAAUCCUGAGGUACAAAUCAAUACCAUGUCACAUCAUUACCCUA